This is a messenger RNA of Manihot esculenta (cassava), 2321 nucleotides long. RefSeq names its product ABC transporter G family member 15. The record is from RefSeq and is a predicted model, not a curated record. Gene Ontology annotation, cellular component: membrane. The transcript is spliced from 9 exons. The coding region runs from base 124 to 2205 and encodes 693 amino acids. NCBI's taxonomy places the organism in Eukaryota, Viridiplantae, Streptophyta, Magnoliopsida, Malpighiales, Euphorbiaceae. Gene Ontology annotation, molecular function: ATP binding; ABC-type transporter activity; ATP hydrolysis activity.
UUAUUCAUUAUUCUCCUCUUCUCUUCUCUGCUCUUCUGCUUUUAUGUUGCCUAGGCUUCGUGAACUGGGUCAAUGCCCUAGUUAUUUUUAAACUCUCUUCUGGGAUUGUCAACUGGUUUUUUAAUGGAGAUAGAGCAAGAUAUUAGUUGUAAUGGUGCUGGUAGUAGUAGCUGUGGGGAUGUGGAGGCUGCUGCAGCUUUAACAAGAGAAGAAGGAGGAGGAUCUAUGUACUUGGUAUGGGAAGAUUUAACUGUGCUGCUGCCCAACUUCAGUGAAGGACCUACAAGAAGGUUGCUCAAUGGGCUUAAUGGGUAUGCUGAGCCUGGUAAGAUCAUGGCUAUUAUGGGUCCUUCUGGUUCUGGGAAAUCCACCCUUCUUGAUGCUUUAGCAGGUAGACUCUCCAGAAAUGUUAUCAUGACUGGAAAUGUUCUAGUUAAUGGGAAGAAGAGGAGACUUGGCUAUGGUGGUGUAGCUUAUGUAACACAAGAAAAUACAUUGCUGGGAACUCUUACUGUUAGAGAAACCUUAACUUAUUCGGCUCAUUUAAGGCUUCCAAGCAGCAUGACCAGAGAAGAGAUUGAAGGCAUUGUCCAAGGAACGAUCAUGGAAAUGGGUCUCCAAGAUUGCGCAGACCGGCGAAUCGGAAAUUGGCAUUUGAGAGGAAUAAGUGGUGGGGAAAAGAAAAGGCUAAGCAUUGCACUUGAAAUCCUGAUUAGGCCUUAUCUUUUAUUUCUUGAUGAACCUACCAGUGGACUAGACAGUGCUUCAGCUUUCUUUGUUGUUCAAACUCUUAGAAACAUAGCUCGCGAUGGAAGAACAGUCAUCUCUUCAAUUCACCAGCCAAGUAGUGAAGUUUUUGCUCUCUUUGAUAACCUUUUCCUGUUAUCUAGUGGUGAAGUUGUUUAUUUCGGAGAAACAAAGAUGGCAGUAGAGUUUUUCGCCGAAGCUGGAUUCCCAUGUCCGAGUAGAAGAAACCCUUCUGAUCAUUUUCUGCGUUGUAUUAAUUCAGAUUUUGAUCGUGUCACCGCAACUCUGAUGGGAUCUCAAAGAGAAAUCCAAACGUCAUCAGAUUCUUUUGCAAAUUUACCAACAGCAGAGAUCAAGGCAGUGCUGGUUAGAAAAUACAGACUCUCCAGCCAUGCAGCAAAAGCGAAAUCUCGGAUUAGAGAAAUCUUGGCCACAAAAGGGCUUGAGAUUAAAAGAAAAAGGGAAAGCCACGCAAACUGGAGGAAGCAACUUUCAAUAUUGACACAGAGAUCAUUCACCAACAUGUGGAGAGAUUUGGGGUAUUACUGGGUAAGGAUAGGUAUCUACUUAGUCUUGUCUAUUUGUGUCGGAACUGUCUUUUCCGGCGUCGGAAAGGGCUACACUGCAAUCUUGGCUCGCGGAGCUUGUGGAGGAUUCAUAUCAGGAUUUAUGACAUUCAUGUCCAUUGGAGGUUUCCCUUCAUUCAUUGAAGAACUUAAGGUGUUUUCUAAAGAAAGGCUCAAUGGGCAUUAUGGGGUUGGAUUAUAUAUUCUGUCAAACUCCCUAGCUUCCUUCCCAUACUUGACUGUGAUGUCAGUGGCUACUGCGAGUAUUAUUUUUUACAUGGUGAAAUUUAGACCUGAAUUUUCGCAUCUUGUGUACGCGUGCCUUGACCUAAUGGCGAGCAUAGCAGCAGUUGAAAGCUCCAUGAUGACUAUAGCUUCGCUUGUUCCUAACUUCUUAAUGGGCGUCAUCAUUGGAGCAGGAUACGUUGGAAUCAUGAUGAUAACCUCUGGGUUCUUUCGUCGGCUGCCUGAUCUUCCCAAGGUCUUUUGGCGUUACCCAGUUUCUUAUAUCAAUUAUGGAGCGUGGGGCUUGCAGGGAUUAUACAAGAACGACAUGAUCGGGCUGGAGUUUGAUCCUUUAGUACCAGGUAGCCCAAAACUAAAAGGCGAAUUUGUUCUUCGAACCAUGAUCGGCAUUGACGUUAAUCAUUCAAAAUGGUGGGACUUGGCAUUUGUCGUGGUCAUUCUGAUAGCUUUCAGAGUUCUGUUCUAUGGUAUUCUCAAGUUCAAGGAGAGAGCUAUGCCAGUGUUUCAUAAGCUCUAUGCCAAGAGAACUAUAAAACAUCUGAAGAAGAGGCCAUCUUUCAGGAAAAGUUCACCCUUCCCUUCUAAGAGGCACCAAACUCUACAUUCUUUGUCUUCUCAAGAGGGUCUCAACUCUCCCAUCCAUUAGUAGCACUACCCAAUUAGACAUAACAGUUAUUGCCGAGCUUUUUUCUCUAAUCUGAAACACUAUUCUCUCUUCUAAUAUUAGAGGGGUCCAUAACCCAUAUCCGCCCUUGGCUAAAA